AUGCCAACAUACAAGAUCAGGGACAUCAAUGUGGAAUUCCCCUUUGAGGCGUACGAUUGCCAGCUUGUUUACAUGGAAAAAGUCAUCCAAUCUCUUCAAGAAAGGUCUAACGCUUUACUUGAGAGUCCUACUGGAACUGGCAAAACAUUGUGUCUUCUGUGUGCCACUUUGGCCUGGAGAAAGAGUUUGGGGGAUUUCUCGACUGGUAAGAGUGUAAAGAGAGUUCAGGACCCAGGUAACAAACACUCAGAAGAUUCAUCGUCACAGACAGAAUCAUCAAAGCUUCCUACAAUAAUAUAUACUUCACGCACUCACAGCCAGAUUCGGCAAGUAGUUCAAGAGUUGAAAAGAACCGUCUACAGACCCAAAAUGGUUGUAUUAGGAUCACGGGAGCAACUAUGCAUUCACCCAGAUGUAAGUCUACUUCAUGGAAAAACACAGACAAAUGCAUGUCACUUCCUAUGUCAAAAACGCACGAAACGAUAUUGUUCCCAUUUUCCUCGUGUCUCAGAAUUUGUGAAAAAUAAUCCUGGUCUAGGGGAUGAACCUAUCGACAUAGAGGACCUGGUCAAUAUUGGGAAAAGCAGUGGACCAUGCCCUUAUUACAUGUCACGAGAGCUCCAUAAGGUGGUUGAUAUCUUAUUUGCACCAUACAACUAUCUUAUCGAUCCUGGCAACAGAAAAUCUUUGAGCAUUGAGUGGGACAACAGUGUACUAAUAUUUGACGAAGCUCACAAUCUGGAGGGCAUAUGUGCAGAUGCUGCCUCUUUUGACCUACCUUCUGGGCUCUUAACAUCAUGCAUUUCUGAAGCACAAAACUGUGUAGACCUUGCUGUUGCAAGGAGAGAUGAAUCAAAUGACAAAUCAUAUAAUCCAGAUAAUUUUGCAAUUCUCAGAGCACUUCUUUUAAAGCUUGAGAAGCGGAUUGCUGAAGUUCCUAUUGACUCCAAAGAAUUGGGUUUUACCAAACCUGGCCCUUACAUCUAUGAAUUGCUUGGUGAUCUGAAUAUCACACACAAAACGGCCAAUAUGCUUCUUGAUACAAUUGAGGAGGCAACUGUACUACUUGAAGAAGAUGCAAAGACCACUGCUUCUCAAAAGACAAAGGGAACUGUGUGCAGGUUGGAGAGUAUAGGAGACAUACUUAAAUUAAUCUUCAAAGAUGAUGGUAACGCCCAUGCCAAACAUUAUCGUGUUCAUGUUCAGGAAGUUGAAGCAAGUUCCUCUGAUGCCUUUAAAGGCAAGGCAUCUAGAAUCUUCAGCUGGUGGUGUUUUAACCCUGGGGUUGCUAUGGAAGAAUUCUCCAGAAGAGGUGUUAGGUCUAUUGUAUUGACAUCAGGAACUCUAUCCCCUAUGGAUUCAUUUGCUGAGGAACUGAAGCUUGCAUUUCCAGUACGUUUGGAGAACCCUCAUGUUAUAUCAUCCAAUCAAUUAUGGGCUGGCAUCGUACCAGUUGGUCCAUCUGGUCAUCCAUUCAACUCUUCUUAUAGGACUCGGGAUUCUGCAGAAUACAAGCUAAAUCUGGGCAAUUCUAUUGUCAAUUUUGCUCGAAUUGUACCAGAUGGGCUGCUAGUUUUCUUCCCAUCGUACUACCUUUUGAACCUAUGCAUUGAUUACUGGAAGAACGUGAGUGUAACUUCAACAAAUUCCAGUACCAUAUGGGAAAGGAUCUGCAAACAUAAGCUACCGGUUGUGGAACCUAGACAAUCUUCUCUUUUUCCCCAGGCAAUUGAUGACUACAUGGCCAAGUUAAGAGACACCUCAAGUACUGGUGCAGUGUUCUUUGCUGUAUGUCGUGGAAAGGUAAGUGAAGGACUAGAUUUUGCUGACCAUGCUGGUAGAGCUGUUAUUGUCACUGGCAUUCCAUUUGCUUUGAGGAACGAUCCUAAGGUCCGGCUGAAACGUGAGUUCUUGGAUCAGCAGGUGUCUCAACGUAAAGGAUCCAAGGCUCUGACAGGAGAAGAGUGGUAUAGCCAACAAGCAUCACGGGCUGUUAAUCAAGCUGUUGGACGUGUUAUUCGACAUCGUCAUGAUCAUGGGGCAAUCAUUUUUUGUGAUGAAAGGUUUACAAAGCCAAGUCAUCAAUCCCAGAUAUCACUCUGGAUACAGCCUCACAUCAAGUGUUACUCAAAAUUUGGAGAUGUGGUCUUCACAUUGACCCGAUUCUUUCGAGAUGCUGCAAUUACCUGUCCCAAAAAGCAAAAGUUAACACAGAUCGAAGAAUCAGGUUAUAUUGCAGCAGCAGAUAAAUGUUGCUCUGUUGGAUCAUCAUCUAUGGCUGAUGUCAAGCGAGGCAGCCUUUCCUGUAAGCUUAGCGAAAUACUUCCUGCCAACCGCUCAAACAUUUCUCUUAAUACGCAAAAACAGAGACCGAUCUUAAAACAUACAAAUAAUCAACUUUCCGAGGAGAAGCUAUUUCCUGGGAAAGCACAUGUGCAAGGUGUAAAACCUGAAGUGGUUGAUUUGGCCGGAGAUGCUUUGCUAGAUGAAGAAUCAAGCAGCCAACUGACCGCACCCUAUUUUUUAAAGAAACGUAGAUUAGGAAAUGCUAAACAUGACAGCUUAUUACAACGGUGUGAGAGCUCUUAUGACGGUACCAAUGAAAGCAUACCACAUGGCAAAUUUUCUUCAAGUCCACAAUACGUUAAGAGUGGAAACAAGGAAGUUGUGCAAGAAUGUUCAACGUUGCAGGUUAAGAAUGAGAUGGCCACACAAAAGAGGAGUACUGAAUUUGUAUCUUCUGAAACCCGAAGUGCCAAAUCAACUUGUUCUCCUUGUGACGAUGAGGAGAAAAAAGGGUCUACUUUUCUUAUUCAGGUUCGAGAAAAGCUUAGUGAUGGAGAAUACAAAGAAUUUGUGGGAUUUAUGAAGGCACUUAAAUCCAAAGCCAUGAAGAUAGGCCAUGUUCUGCAAUGUAUCAUGAGACUAUUUUCUGCCCCUGAUAGACUUCCUCUUCUCCAAAGAUUUAAGGAUUAUAUUCCUGCAAAGUACCAUCCCUUGUAUGAACAAUGCCUCGAAAAAACCACCAAUGCGGCAGAUCUUUGACACAAGCUUCAAAGGUGAAGCGCCAUUAACUACUGGAAGCUGGAUGAGACCAUUGUUAUUGAAUAAGUC
Cynara cardunculus var. scolymus (artichoke) is the source of this 3114-nucleotide messenger RNA. Its product is annotated as regulator of telomere elongation helicase 1 homolog. The coding region runs from base 1 to 3045 and encodes 1014 amino acids. Lineage: Eukaryota; Viridiplantae; Streptophyta; Magnoliopsida; Asterales; Asteraceae. The transcript has 23 exons. Gene Ontology annotation, molecular function: DNA binding; DNA polymerase binding; hydrolase activity, acting on acid anhydrides, in phosphorus-containing anhydrides. The record is from RefSeq and is a predicted model, not a curated record. Gene Ontology annotation, biological process: negative regulation of DNA recombination; regulation of double-strand break repair via homologous recombination; negative regulation of t-circle formation. Gene Ontology annotation, cellular component: nucleus.